UCAUUACAGCUUAUUGGUCUGUACAAGACUUAAUAUUGUGCAAGCAAAGGAGUCGCAAAGAGGAACAGCUGUCCAUAGAAUGAAAUACGCCAUAGUAAUUGCAUGUGCCGCCCUUGCGGUGGCCAGCAUCAAUGCCGCCAGUGUGCAGCCGGUCGUGCAGCCGGGCGUUAGGGCAAUCGACAACCAACUCUACCGCCGUUAUGUGUGCGUUUAUAAGCCCGAUGGAUUCCGCGCUCUGGUCCCCGGAAGUUGCUCCCAGUACUACGAGUGUCAGUCAGGUGUGGCCCUUGUCAACGUCUGCUCGCGCUUCUUCGAUGCCAAGGCCCAGGGUUGUGUCAACUACAACACUGGCUGCAUUGAGUUUCAGCCUGCAUCGGCAAGCUCUCCUGUAGGAGGCUCGAUCGCCGCAGUACCAUGUGCGGAGGAAACUACAACCUGUGCACCACAAAUCAUAACAACAACAACCUGUACACCAGCCAGCGUAACAACCACAACAACCUGUGCACCAACAACCACUACAACCUGUGCACCAACAACCACAACAACCUGUGCACCAACAACCACAACAACCUGUGCACCAACAACCACAACAACCUGUGCACCAACAACCACAACAACCUGUGCACCAACAACCACUACAACCUGUGCACCAACAACCACAACAACCUGUGCACCAACAACCACUACAACCUGUGCACCAACAACCACAACAACCUGUGCACCAACAACCACUACAACCUGUGCACCAACAACCACAACAACCUGUGCACCAACAACCACUACAACCUGUGCACCAACAACCACUACAACCUGUGCACCAACAACCACAACAACCUGUGCACCAACAACCACAACAACCUGUGCACCAACAACCACUACAACCUGUGCACCAACAACCACAACAACCUGUGCACCAACAACCACUACAACCUGUGCACCAACAACCACAACAACCUGUGCACCAACAACCACUACAACCUGUGCACCAACAACCACAACAACCUGUGCACCAACAACCACUACAACCUGUGCACCAACAACCACAACCACGUGUACACCAGGUAUUACAACUACGACAUGUACACCAGCAACCACAACAACCUGUGUACCAGAGACCACAACAAGCUGUGCAUCAUCAACAACGACAACAGAAUGUGGACCCGUAAGCGGAGUCUCCGGAUCUUCGAAGGCGAGGCCAUCGUCUGUGAAAGUGCGACCAGCGAGACCCGUGCGCCCUGCCGUUCGUCCCGCAUUGGAAAUCGAUGAACUGUCGGCUCCCAAAGCCCAAGAGCUAACCAUGUCCACCUAUACAAAAUACGUGUGCCGCAACAAGCCAGAUGGCUUCAUGUUGGCCUCCCUGAAGAGCUGCUCCGACUACUAUAUCUGCCGAUAUGGAAAGCCACUGUUGGUGAGCUGCGGCGAUAAAUACUUCAACGCUCUGAAGGGCAUUUGCGAUCUGCCCGAGAACACGCGUUGCGUGCAGCCACAAGCAUAAAACUUGACGAUGGCUUCCUAAUCGAAAUCACCAACGAAUAGCACUACCUGACCCCACCUUGAUAUUUGUGCCCGAUCGAUUCUUUAUCAUAUUUACUAAAAUUUCAAUAUAUGCAAAAGCUAAUACAAGCUUAAAAAAUAAAUCUAAAGUAUCCGUACUCCUUUUAGUUCAAAGC
Drosophila melanogaster (fruit fly) is the source of this 1670-nucleotide messenger RNA. It is a transcript of the gene Muc26B, whose product is annotated as mucin 26B. The record is from RefSeq and is marked reviewed. Gene Ontology annotation, cellular component: extracellular region. The coding region runs from base 80 to 1495 and encodes 471 amino acids. The transcript has 2 exons. NCBI's taxonomy places the organism in Eukaryota, Metazoa, Arthropoda, Insecta, Diptera, Drosophilidae. Gene Ontology annotation, molecular function: chitin binding.